This is a messenger RNA of Pelodiscus sinensis (Chinese soft-shelled turtle), 3121 nucleotides long. The record is from RefSeq and is a predicted model, not a curated record. Lineage: Eukaryota; Metazoa; Chordata; Testudines; Trionychidae.
UGGAUUGUUGGAGAGAUGAUAAUAGCGGGUGGUACAAUUGAAGGUGGGAGAGAGGCUUGUAUGGAAAAGGAACUUGAAGAAAUCCGCAAGUGUGGAAUGAAAAACUUCCGUAAUAUCCAGGUUGAUGAAGCUAAUUUAUUGACUUGGCAAGGGCUUAUUGUUCCUGACAACCCUCCAUAUGAUAAGGGAGCCUUCAGAAUUGAAAUCAACUUUCCAGCAGAAUAUCCAUUCAAACCUCCCAAGAUUACAUUUAAAACAAAGAUCUAUCACCCUAACAUUGAUGAAAAGGGGCAGGUUUGUCUGCCAGUCAUUAGUGCUGAAAACUGGAAGCCAGCAACCAAAACUGACCAAGUAAUCCAGUCCCUCAUAGCUCUGGUGAAUGACCCACAGCCUGAGCACCCCCUUCGGGCUGAUCUAGCUGAAGAAUACUCUAAGGACCGUAAAAAAUUCUGUAAGAAUGCUGAAGAGUUUACAAAGAAAUAUGGUGAAAAGCGACCAGUGGACUAAAAUCUGACAAAAUUGAUGUCAGCAAUGUGUGAUAGAAGAUCCGGAGCAGUGCAUUUCAGACACACCACAAAGCAGGACUCUAUGGAAAAUUGACAAGUGCCACCUUUUGGUGUUUGCUUGUGGCUGUUACUAACUUUCUACAGUUUUCUUAAUCAAAAGUGGUCUAGGUAACCUGUAAAGAAAGGAUUAAAAAAUUAAGAUGUUCUAGUUCUGCUUUCUUUGUUUAAAAAUCACUGCUUCAGUAUACUUUAAAGGAUGCUGUUUCUUUUACUUGUCAGAAUUUAUCAAAAUUAUCUUAGACUUAUAUUCUGCCCUUAAAAUUCAAAAGGUUGUGGCUGUUGUUUCUUCUUUUCCUUUGCAGUUCCCACUAUCUUGCAUUCAUUUAAUUUUUCAUUUAAUUUUCUUCCCCCAAACUGAUGUCUUAGAAAAUAUAUCCCUGUCCUCAUGGAACAUGGUUGGAUGUUUGGCAGUUGUUUACUUUUUCUCUUUAAAUGUUGCACUGUGCUUUGUGGAACUUGGGUAGCAAGUUCCCCUUAACUUCAGUUUGUAACAUAAUAAACAAAACAAAACCCCACAAAAACAAUCAGAAAAAUAGCCUAGGGGUCUUAUGUAAAUUUGGCUGAUGUUACCACAAUAAUGUUUAUUAAAUGGGGAAACCCAAGUUUUGUGUGCGUGAUUGAAUUAAAAUAUGGCUUAUGUCCUAGUUUUGGAAAACUAAAAAAAAAUCUAUAGCAAAUGAAUAGUGGAAUGUGAUUGUGAAAUUCUUUCACUUUUAUUAUUAAUAUCUAUGCAGACGAGCUAGGAAAAAUUGCACAGAACAACAUUGCAACCACUUUAGGAAGUUUUUGAAAUUGGGGACCAAUAGGUACCAAAGUAAAAAAACUGAAUUAAAAAUCAAUCCUUUUGGAAAUAUUAAUUUUGAAAUUGAAAGCUAAAUCUGACGCCAUGGCUAGCUAUUUGAGUACAUCUUCACAUCAAAAUGUAUUAUGAAACCAUCUGUAUUUUUUGGGAUAGCAAUGCCCCUCCCCCCACCAAUUAUUGUAUAAUUCUUUUUUAAUGGUAUGAUAAUAGCAUUAAGCAAUAAAUAAAUAGAAUUCAUUUCACUAGUAUUGUUCAUAAAUAUCUAAAAUAAUAUACUACACUCGAGUUAGAUGAGUCAAUGAGUAUUUAAAGUAAUACUCCCUCCUCACUUAUUCAGGUAAAAAUAAGGUAUUUUCCCUUCCAUCCAAGGCAUCCCUGCUCAGAUAAAAGGAAGCUCUUCCUGUUCAGGACACAAUACCUUUUACGCUUUCAUAUUUUUAGCUGCCUUUUUCCCCUCCUUAAAUCUAAAAUGAGGUCAUAGCCACACAGUCAAUUGCCUUCUCUUCCCAACCAUUAGAAUUUUGGUGUCUUAUUGAAAAAGCAAGUUUAUUUCCAGAAAUCUGAGAUUUGGAGUGCAUAUCUGUUGUGCAGAAAGCUAUAUUAGUAAAUUCUUCACACCCAGAUGGUUAUUUGUACUCCUACAAUCAGCAUUAGUAUAGGAUCUGUCUUUGCAAUGUUUCAGAACUUGUGUGUGAAACCCUUUUUGGUUUAAGUAUGUCUUGUAUAUUUCUGUCUCUUCUGCCCAGACUCUUUUUAAUCUAGAUCCAGCUUUGAUUUAGAAUUUAGUAUAACCAAUGACAGCCCAGUACCUCUGUUGAAAAGAAAACAUUUUAUAAGUGAGGGAGCUUAAGAACUUUUGUUUAAGUGUUCUUAGAUUCUCUGGCAGGUAAAUAAAGUUAAACCAUGGUCACCUUAUAAAGGAAAUUUGCAUUUCCUACGUGUGUUCAGGUUUGGUGAGCACUGUCUAUUACCAGAUUUUCACAUCUUUGUCUUCAUUUGCAGAAAGUUGGUACUGAUUUUGUUUCAUUCACGCUCACUGAUUCAAAAUAAAAAAAUGCCAAAUUAUCUGUCAAACUGAAAUGUGUAACUUCUGCAUCAGAUACCUAAAUGACCUAUUGCUUUUUCUCCUCUUGAUCAAGUGUGUUAGCAUGGAGACUUGCCAUUGCCCAAAUUUACAUUUAUAAAAACUGUAGCACCGGUUUGUCACUUUUCUUUCUAUUUAAUAGUGAAUAUACUUUGACUGUAAACCUCUCAGGUUAAAUGCUGAAUUCAUGUGAAUUAGAUACCACUGAAAGGGAACUGAAGAGGUUGGAUAAUGUUAAGAAUUACAUUUCAAAUUCACAACAGCCAGUAGGAAGGCCAUGCUUACCCAAUUUUAUGUCUAGGGUCAGGUGGAAGAAAAUACUGAUCCCAAGUCUAUUCUUUAUAGUCCUGUCUGCAAACUGUAAGAUGUGAAACACAUGUAGUAGCUUUUACUUAUAGGUGACUUUCUGCAAAAUAUACAGACCAAAUAAGUAUAUGUACUGUAUGGGUGAAGUGGGAGUAGACAAGUGAAAAGUACUAAGCCAGUCCUGUGUAAACUCAGGAAUUCAAACUCUUGUUCUAUUAGUUCCCUAAGUCAUGUUCAAUUCUAAACAUGCAGUUUAAGAUCCAAAAGUAUAGCAUACUGGUAAAACUAUACACCCAAAAGUAUUGGUAUAGGCUUUCUGCAAUUCCAUUCUGCUACCUGUAAUAAAAAUACUCUCAAAGGCUU